Molecule: messenger RNA, 1508 nt
Organism: Dromaius novaehollandiae (emu)
Lineage: Eukaryota; Metazoa; Chordata; Aves; Casuariiformes; Dromaiidae
Product: PHD finger protein 7-like
Exons: 10
Coding region: 218-1363 (381 amino acids)
Cellular component (GO): nucleus
Source: RefSeq, a predicted model, not a curated record
GAAAGAUGGAAAACAUAAGAAAAAAAGACACUGUGAAGAAAACAAUGAGCACGAACAACAACAAAGCCGCAAGUCACCCAAGAGGGAGGAAAAGGCAAGGGACCCUGGAUGCUGGCACCUCUCUGCAGAGCUGUCAGAGCAGUGUCUGGAGGAGAAACCCCGUCACGUCUGUGGCCAGGGCUCUCCAGAGCGCUUCACUGACCGCCCCGCAUCCAGGAUGAAGAGGAAGGCGCCUGACUCCAGCGAGAAGGCGUGCAUGCUGUGCCGCCGGGCAGAUGUCAGCGCUGAGGUCUGCGGGCCGACGCACAGGGAGCAGGGGCUGUGCGUCCACGAGUUCUGCCUGUAUCUCGCCAGCGGGCUGGAGCAGCGCAGGACCGAGCGGGAAGGGAUCUGCGGAUUCCUUCCUGCAGACAUCAAAAAAACAAUAAAGGCGGCAGCCCGGAAGAGCUGCUUUGCUUGCGGCGAGCAUGGCGCUGCGAUCGACUGCCAGGGGAAGGAUUGCAGCCGCAGCUUCCACCUCCCCUGCGCCUCCAGCAACGGCUGCGUCACGCAGUUUUUCAAGGCCUACAGGUCCUUCUGCUCGGAGCACCGCCCGGAGCAGGCGGUGCCGGUACGCCCAGACGAAGAAACCACCUGCAUCAUUUGCAUGGAGCGGGUGGACGAGAAGCUAUCGUUCGGCACUAUGGUGUGCCCAGCGUGCCGAGGGGCCUGGUUUCACCGGGGCUGCAUCCAGGGGCAGGCUAGCCGCGCUGGCCGGGAGUGCUUCCGGUGCCCCCAGUGCAAGAAUAAGAGAAAAUUCCUGCCGGAAAUGUUAAAAAUGGGGAUCUACGUCCUAUUCAGACCACCAGCCUGGGAGGAGACGGGGCAGUACGAGGAGCUCUACGAGAGGCACAGCCAGUGUGAUGCCGGCCAGUGCCUCUAUCGGGAGGGCAGGCAGCAGGCGCAGGAAAGCGGGCCGUGGGAGCUGCUCUUAUGCUGCUCGUGUGCGUCCAGAGGGACGCAUCGACACUGCUCGGCGGUGGGAGCAGCGGUGGAGGCCUGGGAAUGCGAUGGCUGUGCCGGCAUAGGCCCCGCCCCCAGCGCACCGCCAGAGCCGUCCGCUCCCAGCACCAGCAGCAAGCCAGGAGCAGAGGCGUCCUCCAGCUCUGCUGCCCCUGCCAGCUCAAAGCCCGACCUGGCCGGCUCCAUCACCAGCACCAGCAGCCAGGAUGAAUCCGAGGCAUCCUCCAGCUCGGCUACACCCGCGACCUCGGAGUCGGACCUGGUCAGCUCCCGAGCCGGCAGCCAGGAGGAAUCAGGGUCGUCUCCUGGCUCCCCGGCUCCCGAGAGCAGCCCCCAGGCAGGACGGCCAGGGCCAGAGUGAAGGCCAGGACGCUCCCGUCUGUUCCGCCGGCCGCAGCAUCCUUACAGGCGGCCCUGAACACCCCGCAGGACGAGCCGUGUGCCAGCCCCAAGCAGUGGCACCCCUACCCUACCCCUUGCAGAAUAAAAUUGCUACCUAACCUCAA